Salvelinus sp. IW2-2015 is the source of this 942-nucleotide messenger RNA. RefSeq names its product retinol binding protein 1a, cellular (gene rbp5). Gene Ontology annotation, molecular function: fatty acid binding. The record is from RefSeq and is a predicted model, not a curated record. Lineage: Eukaryota; Metazoa; Chordata; Actinopteri; Salmoniformes; Salmonidae. Gene Ontology annotation, cellular component: nucleus; cytosol. Gene Ontology annotation, biological process: fatty acid transport.
UUGUUUCAUGUUUUUCACAUGUUUUGGCAAUGUAAGGAUAUGCCAAAAAAGCCAUUCUGAAUAGAGAGAUGGAGAGAAUACAGUUUAAUUAAUGGCACAGACCUACCCAGUUCCCAUUUUAGGAAGAGGAUUAGUGGAACAAAAGCUGUUUGCAUAAAGCUCCGUAGGGAGGAGUUUACGCUUUCCGUGGGAGAGCAGAGGGAGCGAAUAGGGAAUUUAAAAGGGUUGUGCAACGUUUGCAUCAGGGAAUCGAUACCCGGGGAUUGAAGGAGUGGAGAGAGCAGAGGACAGUCAUUGUGGAUACGACCGCCGCUCUAAAACAUUCCAGCAGCUCAAUCAUUCCUUUAUCGAGUUGCAGUUUUGCGUAAAGCCGCAUACCUUCUGACUGACACUAGCAGACAGAAGGUUAGCUCACAGGUUGCACAAGUGUUAUUAUUAUCAAACAAUGCGGUAGUGGUGAGAGCAGUGAAAAGAGCAGAGAAGGAUAAUAUCUGUAGAGAAGAGGCAACACUGUAGGUUACAGUUUUCUUUGUUGAGUUCCUCUGCAAAACUAAAGGCUAAAAGAUGUCUAAACCAAAUUACACAGGAACKUUUCACAUGGUGUCUCAAGAUAACUUCGAGAACUACCUCGCAGCUUUGGAUAUUAAUUUUGCCCUGCGGAAGAUAGUGUGUAUGUUGAAGCCCACUAAACAGAUAGUCCACGACCCGGCCACGGGCAUUAUGAAGAUCCGCACAUUGACCACCUUUAAGAACUUUGAUAUGGAUUUCAAACUGGGUCAGGUCUUCACCGAGGACCUGGGACCUGUGGAUGGACGAGUCUGUCAGACCACAGUGGACUGGGAGGUGAUAAGCUGGUGUGUGUUAGAGGAGAGAAGAGGGAAGGGAUGGACACACUGGCUGGAGGAGACAAGUACACCUGGUGAGAAUGGAUGGCUGGAUUAA